Phyllostomus hastatus (greater spear-nosed bat) is the source of this 1215-nucleotide messenger RNA. RefSeq names its product snail family transcriptional repressor 3 (gene SNAI3). The record is from RefSeq and is a predicted model, not a curated record. Gene Ontology annotation, molecular function: DNA-binding transcription factor activity, RNA polymerase II-specific; RNA polymerase II cis-regulatory region sequence-specific DNA binding; copper ion binding. Bases 63 to 932 code for a protein of 289 amino acids. Lineage: Eukaryota; Metazoa; Chordata; Mammalia; Chiroptera; Phyllostomidae. The transcript has 4 exons. Gene Ontology annotation, biological process: regulation of DNA-templated transcription.
CCGCGGAGCUGCGGACCCGCGUUCGGUGGACUCGCAAGUGAGACCCGCGCCUGCGAGGAAUAAUGCCGCGCUCCUUCCUGGUGAAAACGCACUCCAGCCACAGGGUCCCCAACUACGGGGAGCUGGAGACCCAACGAGAAAUCAAUGGCUCCUGUUCUGCCUGUGGGGGGCUGGUGGUGCCCCUCCUCCUCCCAGACAGCAUGGCCCCUCCCAUGCCUGGUGACCUUGCCCAGCCCUGGGACCACAUCUCUGGCAUCACCUGCAUCUCCCUGCCCCUCCCGGAAGCUCAGAAGGCCUCUGAGCCAUUGGACCCCUUGGACGUCAGCUUGAUGGACCCUCGUGCUGCCCGGGCUCCCAGCAUACCCCUCAAAGACAGCCUGAACCACCUCAACCUGCCCCCACUGCUGGUUCUGCCCACACGGUGGCCUCCAAUACUGGGCACAGAUGGGGACCGGGCUCCAGACAGACUCCUGAGGGCUGAGCAGGCCCCCUACUCCCCAGGCGGCUUCCAGUGUACCCACUGCCACAAGCCCUACCACACACUGGCUGGGCUGGCCAGGCACCAGCAGCUGCACUGCCACCUGCAGGCUCAGCGCUGCUUCACCUGCAAGUACUGCGACAAGGAGUAUUCCAGCCUGGGAGCCCUCAAGAUGCACAUCCGCACGCACACGCUGCCCUGCAUCUGCACCAUCUGCGGCAAGGCAUUCUCUAGGCCCUGGCUGCUUCAGGGCCACAUUCGGACCCACACAGGGGAGAAGCCCUAUGCCUGCUCUCACUGCAGCAGGGCCUUCGCCGACCGCUCAAAUCUCCGAGCCCACCUGCAGACACACUCUGACACCAAGAGAUACCAGUGCAAGAGCUGCGCCAAGACCUUCUCCCGCAUGUCACUCUUGUCAAGGCAUGAGGAAUCUGGCUGCUGCCCCUGUCCCUGAGAGCUUCUGUUUCUUUCAGAGUUAAAGACUGAUGGGGAACUGUCGCCAGCGUGGACAACCCUGCCAUUAAGAUGAUGGACAGGGCUGCCUAUGGAGCUCUUCGCAACUGCACGUGAACAGCCUGACUUGUGCCGAGCACAUUGCGCAGUCUAGCCCGCAUGGGCGUAGCUACCUCAAGGCUCACCUCCCCCUGCCUUUGGUUUGGAAUCUGGGCCACGCUGCCUCGUGUCACACAUGCGCACCCACGCCCUCCCGAUCUCUGAGACGGAGCAGCACCGAGAAG